CGAGGUGGAAGAAGACAAGGACAGGCCAGGGAACAUGAUAAUCAGGCGGCCGCUGUUGAGUGAACGCCUGCUGCGCUAUCAGCCGUGGAGCCUCUCCUUUGACGACGACUUCAGUGCGCUGUGCAAGGAGCGGCAGCCAGAGGCGUCGCAAAUGUUCAGCCUCGCUGACGAACUGUACGCCUUCCAUCGUGUCUCCUGGUACAAUGCAGCUGACUACAUCUAUUCAUUCUACGAAGAUGACUUCAAGAUUGUAGACGAGGAGUGGCAGCUGGAGGACAGAAGCCACGAUACGCUCUCCGUGGACACUGACUGCGUGCAGCUGUUGGUGAACGCCCUGGACCACCCCACGUGUCCGCUGGAAGACCUGCCACUGGAAGCCGUGAAGCAGCACGAGCGGUGCCGCGAGCAGCUGUGGGACGACGUGGUGCAGAGGUCGCCCCACAUACCCGUCACCAGCUACCUGGCCUACACGCAGAGGAUAAACGUCAACCUCUGUCUGCUGGCCUGGAUGGCGGUCAACUCGUACGGCAUUUGUCAGGACGUCCCGUUCAGUAUGAUACAGUCCGUGCACGAUGCUCGCUGCUAUUUCGAUAGUCCUGACGAUCAAUCAUGUCUGCAGUCGAACGCUACAGACGCCAUAUGCUCUGUUUCCAGAGCUAUUCUGUUGCUAAAGUGUAGCGAAUAUUCCUCCAUUAAGACUUCCCAUAAUUAUACGUACACUAGUUUCGGAUUUGGAGUAUUCCGUAGUACUAACAGGAUGCUCUAUCAAAAGCUAACAGAAGAAACACUGAACUACAAAAACAGUUUAAACAAUGCCACCUUGAAAUACAAGGAUUUUAAAAUCGACAGCUUGAAGCCUUUAGAAAUCUCAUUUAUACUGGUAAAUUUAAUUUUCCGUUUUUCGACUGCCGGGGUAUACUUGUAUCUUCCCCAGUUACGUAAUUUGCCUGGAAAGAUAUUCUUGUCCUUUCAGAUCACGUGCAUAGUCCAGAUCCUGUGUUCUGAGGUCGUGUAUCGUAUGGCAGGCGUCCCUGACUUACCAACAGCAGUGCUGAUAGACAGCGCCCUCACACUUCUCAGCUGUAUCUGGCUGAACUCAUUCUGCUACCAGAUGUAUUCUUGUGUCCGCCAUCUCAGGCUUCCUGACCAGCUACUACCUGCUGAACUAAGCCAGUUAUUCCGUCGUGAGGUGCUGUGUGUGCUUAUACCGUGGAGUAUAGUAUGUGUGGCAGCUGCUGCUUUGGAAAAGACGGGUAAAUAUUACCUGAUCUACAGUCGUAUAGUAGUCCUUGCAGGGAUUUCAGUGUCUGUGGCAUUCAACUUGGUUUGUCUCGGACUGCUUGGAUACAUGUACCUACGUAAUCGGUGCUCCAUGCGGCAACUCGAAAUUGUUGAUAACAAGAAAUUUGCCUCAAAGAAGGAAUGUCUUUUUAUGUCAGUUAAGGCCAUUAUAUUAAGUGGAACAGGAAUUAUUAUUAGAAUUGGGUUCCACCAGGCUCAGGGAAUAGCGCAGUUUGUGUACUAUAUGCAUCUAGUUACGAUGCUGCAAGGACCAGUGCUCUUCGUCUGUUUCGUUUGCAAUGGAACGACGCUCCCCAUACUCAAGAACAGGAUACUUCUUUGGUGGGACCCAACCAACAUCCCUGCAGGUGUAGAGCUGUGUUCAGCAGCCGAGAGGAAUCUGGCCAGGAGAAACAAUGAACAGUCUCCCUUUUCAGAAUCCUCGCUGUAGCCUCCUUCAGUAUUUUUCCCAAAUAACUGUCUCCACACCACACUGCAUUAAACCCAGCAAUAAAAAUGGACUCUACCUGGUAUGACAAUAUCAAAUUUCAUUAAAUCUGAUAUCGUACAGCCAGUACUUCUCUUUCCUAACGUCUCCUUCAUUUAUAACUGUGUGCUUAUUUGUGAGUGGUAGCCCCUGUCUGCCUAUUCUAAUGCAUUGAGACUAUUUACUAAAAUUGUUGGGAAAUGCUUCGUGUAUACAAUAGGCUGCGUUAAUCACACGGCCUGUUAUAUACAAGGUAAACGCAGCACGUUGUCGGAGGAAUUCCCGUUCGUCAGUGUCAUCUACCGUGGCGAUGGUGCA
Schistocerca serialis cubense is the source of this 2086-nucleotide messenger RNA. RefSeq lists its product as uncharacterized. The record is from RefSeq and is a predicted model, not a curated record. The transcript has 3 exons. Bases 35 to 1732 code for a protein of 565 amino acids. Lineage: Eukaryota; Metazoa; Arthropoda; Insecta; Orthoptera; Acrididae.